Acomys russatus (golden spiny mouse) is the source of this 1011-nucleotide messenger RNA. It is a transcript of the gene Znf239, whose product is annotated as zinc finger protein 239. Gene Ontology annotation, biological process: regulation of transcription by RNA polymerase II. The record is from RefSeq and is a predicted model, not a curated record. Bases 291 to 998 code for a protein of 235 amino acids. Gene Ontology annotation, molecular function: RNA polymerase II cis-regulatory region sequence-specific DNA binding; DNA-binding transcription factor activity. The transcript has a single exon. NCBI's taxonomy places the organism in Eukaryota, Metazoa, Chordata, Mammalia, Rodentia, Muridae.
GAUGAAACUGAGCCAGUAACUGCACCGCCCCCUGGUGGGACAAUUUGCCAAAAUGCCCAGUUCAAAGACUCUUCAGUUCCCUUUGAGUGUAACAGUAAAGACAUUUGUAGCUGGGAGUCACCAUUAGUCACUUGCAGUCUUCAGAGAGACCACACAGAGGAAUCCUGUAACUGAUGAUUUGGGUGGUCAUCACCAGCGCAGAUGGUCCCGUCGUCAAGAAAAUCCCCACCCCAAGAGAAACUCUGCACAUUCGGUCAGUGUGGUGAGGACUGAUUCAGAACUCACGACUAAUGCUUCAUCAGAGAUCGCCUGAAAGAAAGAGCCUGCGGGCGUGGCGCUGUGGGAAGGGCCUCCCCUGCAGCUCCAGUCUGUUUACCCAGCAAGCAGGCCCCAUGGAUGAGAAGCUGUACAAGUGUGACAAGUGUGGCAAGGGCUUCACCAGGAGCUCAAGUCUGCUUGUCCAUCAGGCAGUCCACACAGGGGAGAAGCCUUAUAAGUGUGACAGGUGUGGGAAGGGCUUCAGUCAGAGCUCAAAGCUGCACAUCCACCAGAGAGUGCACACUGGAGAGAAGCCCUAUGAGUGUGAGGAGUGUGGCAUGAGCUUCAGUCAGCGGUCGAACCUGCAUAUCCACCAACGUGUGCACACGGGAGAGAGGCCCUACAGGUGUGGGGAGUGUGGGAAGGGCUUCAGCCAGAGCUCCAACCUCCAUAUCCACCGGUGCACACACACCGGAGAGAAGCCCUACCAGUGCAGUGAAUGUGGGAAGGGCUUCAGCCAGAGCUCGGACCUCCGGAUCCACCUCCGGGUGCACACUGGGGAAAAGCCCUACCACUGCGGCAAGUGUGGGAGGGGCUUCAGCCAGAGCUCCAAACUCCUCAUCCACCAGAGAGUGCACACGGGAGAGAAGCCGUAUGAGUGCAGCAAGUGUGGGAGGGGCUUCAGCCAGAGCUCAAACCUCCACAUCCACCAGCGGGUCCACAGGAAGGCGCUCCAUUAAGUGACAUGAGCCC